Messenger RNA from Panonychus citri (citrus red mite), 3179 nucleotides. Its product is annotated as carboxyl-terminal PDZ ligand of neuronal nitric oxide synthase protein-like. The transcript is spliced from 5 exons. Bases 165 to 1760 code for a protein of 531 amino acids. NCBI's taxonomy places the organism in Eukaryota, Metazoa, Arthropoda, Arachnida, Trombidiformes, Tetranychidae. Gene Ontology annotation, molecular function: nitric-oxide synthase binding. The record is from RefSeq and is a predicted model, not a curated record.
UCCACCUAGUGGAUGUUCAUCCAUUUGUUUUGGAGAAUUUGAAAGUUGAAGAUGUUUUUUGGUUUUCUUUUCUCUUGUUACCUCUAAAUCUCCGUCUUUUUAAAUGGCUAAAUUUUUUGACACCUUUGUUGUUUUUCAUCUUUAAUUAACUUUAAUUAAUCAAUAUGCCAUCGCGAAAAUACAUCUACCUUGAUGAGUAUGAUUCUCGAAUUGCUUUAUACUCGGAUGAAGCCUUCCAACAUGGGAUCACAUUUAAUGCAAAGUUUAUUGGAGUAUGUGAGGUUCCUCGGCCUAAUUCAAGAGUAGAAAUUGUUGCUGCCAUGAGACGAAUACGACAUGAAUUUAAAUCGAAAGCCAUAAAAAAGCGGAAAGUAACUAUUGACAUUUCCCUUGAAGGAGUCAAAGUGGGUCUCAGAGAAAAGGCCAAAAUCCCAACUCGAUUAACACUAAUGCAACAUCCAAUUUACAGAAUCUUUUAUGUUUCUCAUGAUUCGUUGGAUAUGAAAAUAUUUUCUUACAUUGCCAGAGAAUCCAAUGUAUUUAAAUGUUGCGUCUUUAAGACACCGAAGAAGUCUCAAGCAAUGAGGAUCGUCCGAACGAUUGGUCAAGCAUUUGAAGUUUGCCAUAAAUUAAGUGUAACAUAUAACACGAGCAGCUCAAUCCACGACGAAUCAAGUCCAAAUCGUACUCAACGAACCACUUCCAAUGGUACAAAUAAUAAUAACGUAACCGUUACCACAAUUGGUAAUAAACGUGUAAACGACAAUGAAAGUUUAGGAAGUCCAACUAACACGGAAUCAUCAUUAACACCAAUCAGUCCAGGUCAUUUAAGUAAUCGUCCAACAACACCUCCAACACCAACUUUAGGAAGUAAUCAACAAUCAACCAUUGAUGAUAUUUGCCACCUUGAUGAUCAUCGGACACAAGUUAACAAUAUUAUUAACUCGAGUACCAUAAAUAGUAUAAAUAGUUUAAGUGUCAACACAAAUACAACAAGUAAUAAUAUCAAUAUCAAUGAUAAUAAUAAUAAUAGUAAUCAUAAUAUUGUCACCAAUCAAGGUAACAUAAAUAACAGUAAUCAUCAUCUUUACCGAGAAUCAUUUGUUCAUUUAUCAGAUAAUCAAUAUGAAAGUUUGGUUUCAUCGUUAAAAUCAAUGGAAGAUAAAAUGUUCAACCUUGCUGAUCGUAUUUCAUCAAUUGAAUUAAGCCAAGAAAAGAUGAUUACAAUGAUUGAAAGAUUAUGUAAUUUACAGGAUGAUAAACAAUUCAACAAUAAGGAGAAACUCAAUAAUAACAAUAAUAAUAAUAACAAUAUCAAUAACUUGGUCAAUAGUAGCAAUUUAAUAUCACCUUCAACCUUAAUGCAACCUUCAAGUCAACCAACAAGUUUACCAAUUGCUGUCAAUGGGAAAUUAAAUUUUCUUUCACUCACCAAUACAGCAAAUAACAACAAAUUAUCACCUUUAACCAAUACAAUCACAAGUCCAUCAUCAAUAUUAACAAUUAAUCCAAUAUCAACAACCAUAACCAAUCCUAAUUCAAUGAUGAAAUCACCAAGUGGUAAUACAAUUCAACCACCGACAAUACCACCGCCCCCACCACCGCCACAAGCACCAACACUGCCUACGACAAUUCAAAGUCCUGCUCUAGAUGAUAGUUUAUUUUUCAAAUCUGAUUCCCUGUUUUUUGAUUCUGAACCAAUUCGUGAUUCCCUUUUCUCCUUGGAUGAUGAUAUCUUUUCCACCCAAUCAAGAUUAUGACAAUUAAAGGAAACAAUUGACAACAAAUUGAUCGAUAUUGGUUAAAUUGACAAAAAUAUGAGUUAAUUGUAACAAAGUAACUAUUGCAAUACAAUUAAGGUGCUACAAAAAUCACACACUCACACAGACAUUCAGAGAGUUCCCAAUACACUAAAGGAAGAGAAGACAAAUAAAGCCAAUAAUGAACAUUGGACAAUUACUGAACCUGGAUGGACAAUAUUAAUAUAAUGUAAACAAUAAUCAGCUUAAUUUAGGUGACACCGGUGUUGAAAUGAACUUUUCCAAGAAAGAAAGAAUCGCAAAAAGAAAGGCCAAUCAAUUGAUUUUGUCUUCUAUUAUCCUUCCAACUUGACCCAAUUUGAUUUAAUUUACUGCUUAUUGACCAAUGGUUUAUUUAUCUAUCAAUGGAUCCAUGGUAACAACUACAACAAUCAAUUUAAUGAACAAACAAGAAAAAAACAAAAGUUUUCACCCAUCAUCAUGAUUACUUUGUGCCUUUGGUGAUUAUUACAUUAUUAUUACUGUUAUUUACUCUGUUAAUUAUAAGGAUUGAAACAAUUAAUUGACUUUCAAAAUGUCAAUGGGUUUGAAACAACAAUUAAAAGUUUCAUUGGAAAGGAAAUGGAAAAUCACUUAAAUCAAAUUUAUUGGAAGAUGAAGGAAAAUCUUUCUUUUUAAUUGUUGGAUGGAAAUUUAAUUUACCGGUUGACUGUUAUUGAUGGAGAUGAAAUAACAAAAGCAAAUGUUAUUAGGAUUUACAAUGGAUUAAGAGAAAAGGAUUAUCACCUUGACCGGAUUUCUUGUGAUUUAUUUUUAUCUCCAACUGAUGAUGAGUCGAGUUUUUUUCCUGGCAAAGAUUAACUGUCUAAAAACAUUCCAACCCAUUGAAUCUCAUGCUUAUAUUGGAAUCAAAUCUAUGAACAAUUAUAAUUAUCAUGAUGAUAAUUUAGUUCGUUCAUUUAUUAUGCUUUGAUCAUCAACAAUUUUGUUUUCCGCUCAAUUGUCAUCAUAAUUAUCUUGAUCUCUAUCUUGAUCAACAAUGGAUUCUCAUUUAUUGUAAGACCUUUGCCAAUGGAUAUCACCUUAUAUCCAGGAUACUUUACAAUUUAAUUGGACUUACAAUAUGAAUACAAUUAAGUUUAAUUGUAAUUAGGAUGGUGGUUAAUUUGAUCUUAGUAGUAACUUAAUCAAUUGACAAAGUUCAAUCUCUAAGGACUGGACUGAAUUUAGAUCAUUUGAUUUACCUGAUUGCAAAUCGUUUUAGAUCAACUAAUCUCGAUGAUGAUUAAUAUAUUUUAUCCUGAUUAUCAUGUUACUAUUGACUUACAAUUGGUUAAUUAUGUUAUCCAUUGGAUUAUUAAUUAUAUAUAAUAAUCACAAUUAGUUGAUACAUAAAUUGGGAAUCUCAAUAAUAUUAUU